CAAACAGCACCGAGAGGCCCUAGGAAGCGCUCGAGUGCUCGUCGAGAUGGCCGACGCGGCAGCGGCAGCAACAGCAACGGCGGGAACAGAGACACGCCGGCACCAGGCCACCGGUGACGACGAUCAACAGGAGGAGCACCUGCUGAUUCGGCACAUGCGACCAGACGAGCUCAAGCAGGCCAUGGACAUCUGGAAGGAGCAGGGCCUGGAGGAGAGCGAGAACAACGUGAGCACCUUCUACCAGGUCGACCCGGAGGGCUUCUUCGUCACGGUCGACACGAGGACAGGUCGGGUGGUGGCCACGUGCGCCUGCGUCCGCCAGCACGAGACGCUAUUCUUCGUCGGCAUGUACGCGGUGCGCAAGCACCUACAGGGGCGCGGCAUAGGCAUCCGGCUCUGGCGCACCAUGGCCAGGCGCCUGGGAGACUGCAACGCGGGCCUCAACGCCGUGCCCAAGCACCUCAGCACGUACCGGGACCACGCGGGCUUUGGCCACCUCGACACUUGGAACACGCUGGUCUACAGCGGCACUGCCGUCAGCACCGACAAGCUGGCGCGGCCCACGGAGGAGCUGCGCGCUGUACCGGUCACCGCCAACCUGUUGCCCGAGGUGAUCGCUUACGACGCCCUGGUACACUGUUACAACCGCGAGAAGGCGGUCACCUACACCGUCUACGACACGGACGGGUUCGCUCGAGCCGUGGUACGGCGGCGGCCCGACGGCAGCGAGGUGGUGUGCGGCUUCGGCAAGAUAGGCACCAACAUCCUGGGCGGUGCCAUGAUGGGGCCCCUGUACGCCGAGGAUCGCCGGGCAGCCGACGUUCUGCUGCGUGCUCUGGUGGACGGCAACCCGCUGACGCGCGUCAGCCUCACCAUGAUGGUGGUCGACUGCAACCCUGACGGCGUCGGCUUGGCCGAAGACCUGGGCCUCGAGUCACACAUGCGCGUGCCCCGGUGCUACCGCAAGGCCAUCGUGCCGGCCCGCUUCGAGCAGAUAUUCGCGCAGCACGACCUCAACUUCUCGGCCUUCUAAGACGAAGUCGCGUUCGUCACGCGUACGUCUGUUGGCGGGGUCGGUGGAACGUAGCGCAAUGUCACUUAGUCCGCCGUGUAACGUUGCCCAGGGCACGCUUCCUCUAAACGCCGUUGGUCUCAGUCACUGCGGCAAGGGAAGUCUGAGCGUAUUACUCAAGCUCUAGAACGUAUCGAUCGUACACCCUUGCGGAGCGAUUGGAAGAGCACGUAUGUUCGGACAAGUAUUCGACUCUUUGUUACCACGAUAAAGAGAUGGUCGUGUGCGGUCGGC
Molecule: messenger RNA, 1306 nt
Organism: Rhipicephalus microplus (southern cattle tick)
Lineage: Eukaryota; Metazoa; Arthropoda; Arachnida; Ixodida; Ixodidae
Molecular function (GO): acyltransferase activity, transferring groups other than amino-acyl groups
Source: RefSeq, a predicted model, not a curated record